GCGGGAACGCGCCCGGGGGGGGAGGGGAGAGCGCGCCGGGUGCGCGCACGCACGGGGCAAGGCGCGGCCCCGCGGCUGUGCGUGCGCGCUCCCGCCCCCCCCCGCCUUCCCCUCUCUCUGUGUCCCUCUCUCUCCCUCUCUCCGCCGCGCUCGGCCGGCUCUGCCCCCCCUUUGUGCGCGCUCCGAGCCGCCCCCGCAUCGCCGACUCGCCAUGGCCGACGAGAAGCCCAAGGAAGGAGUGAAGACUGAAAACAAUGACCACAUUAAUCUGAAGGUGGCAGGGCAAGAUGGGUCUGUGGUGCAGUUUAAGAUUAAGAGGCACACACCACUUAGUAAACUAAUGAAAGCCUAUUGUGAACGACAGGGGUUGUCGAUGAGGCAAAUCAGAUUCCGGUUCGAUGGGCAGCCAAUUAAUGAAACAGACACACCUGCACAGUUGGAAAUGGAGGAUGAAGAUACAAUUGAUGUGUUCCAGCAGCAAACAGGAGGAGUUUACUAAAACAAACACACAAAAAAAAAUCUGCUACUUUCCUCUCCAGAACUGUGCUCCCACUGGCAACACUUCACAAUUAGAAAAAUGAGACUUGGUUCAGCCACAUCCUGACUACUGCAGUAUAGUUUUCUCUCUUCUCUCUGAAUUUUUUUCUUAUUCCUUUUAUUGUACAUAAAGUAACUGGUGAUGUGCACAGACAUAAUGCAUUUUUUUUUUUGACUAAAUGGCCAAUGGUAUGUUUUGAUCAACAUUUAAUGGAGAUGGGGUGGGAAAACAAACUGGUUCUGUGAAAAUGCCCCUCUCUCCGUUAGUGGCAUGCUCCUUCUACUUUUACAGAAUCACAGAAUAAGCCGAGUUAUCUUUAUAUUCCAGUAAGUUAUUUUGCUCUCACUGUUCAAAAACAAAAACCUUGCAUACCUUGUUUGAUUGGAUAAUUUCAAUGUUUUUCUUUUAUCAUUGUAAAACCAAGGGCAAUUUUAUAACUUUUUUGUACGUAGCUGUUACAUGUAGAGCAAUCUCUGUCUAAGUAGGGGUAAAUUACUCUUUAAAAAAAAAAAAGGAAAAAAAAAUCCUAGAUAGUUUUCCCUUCAAGUAAAACGUCUUGUUGUUUAAAUAAACUUCUUGUUUAAAAUAA
Molecule: messenger RNA, 1127 nt
Organism: Oenanthe melanoleuca
Lineage: Eukaryota; Metazoa; Chordata; Aves; Passeriformes; Muscicapidae
Gene: SUMO2
Product: small ubiquitin like modifier 2
Exons: 4
Coding region: 212-499 (95 amino acids)
Biological process (GO): protein sumoylation
Cellular component (GO): nucleus
Molecular function (GO): ubiquitin-like protein ligase binding; protein tag activity
Source: RefSeq, a predicted model, not a curated record